AACAGCGCGAACGAACAGUAUUUUUGUUUUUAUACGAAGAAUUCAAAAAUUUGCUCUUAUGAGACAGCUACUGUUAGUUUUUGUAAUUUACGAGGUUUUGAAACCGGUUGAAUGUGUGAAUGGAGUAAUAUGGAACAAACAAAGCGGAAAUUUUGUGCCGAUUUUCAGUAUUCCAUCGUUUGCGGCGAUGAGGGAUGAAAUUUUUAAAAAAAGUCUGGAAAAGGAGACACAUAAUUUUCAAGGGGAAAUUGUUCGUUUUUCGUAUUAUGAGAUUAUCAAUAUGGUCAAAUCGGAAGCCAACGGAACCAAAGUGACCGGAGUGAUCGGCGAAGUUUGGAAUACUUUAUCGGACUACUUAAACUUUACAUUGAAACCAAUACUCAGUGAAUAUCAAACAUUAGGAGCCCCACUUCCUAAUGGAAGUUAUGACAAUGGUUUAUUGAAAACUAUUCAAUUAAACAAAACAGAUGUGAUAGCAAGAGUGGAAGCUCGACAUAGCAGUCGACUAAAGGCAACGCAGUUUUCUCUGCCGUUAUGGAAAACUCAAUACCGAUUAUACAUUCGACGUCAAUUGAAAUUUCGAUCCGACUGGAUGCUGAAAUUAUUCUCUCGAAAAGUUUGGUACUCGAUUCUGUGGAUGUACCUCCUGUUGACCGUGUGCAGUUAUGUUUCUCAAAAAGCAGGAAUAGUUCUUAGUCGCCGAGACUUGAUUGUAGACUUGAAAGACCAUCUUUUCUACAAUUUUGGCACGAUUAUUGGUCAAAUUCAUCCGUGGGAAUGUGUUUCCAAAAGUGCGAGAAUCGUGAACUUGUGGAUGACUAUAUUUUCUUUUUUCAUCAAAACAGCUUAUAACGCACUUAUACUCAAUUACAUAUGGUCUACUACAGUGACGAUUCCUUUCGAUGAUCUUCACUCUUUAGUGCAGGAUACUUCGUACAACGUCCUUACAUUAUCGGGUUCUUUGCCGAAUAUUCUAUUUCAGGAAAACCUGUCCGAUCAUGUAGAGGUCUUAGAACAUAACCGGCACUUCGAAGCAGCCACAAUGGAGGAUCUAUUCAAGCUAGGCUGUUCAAGAGAAAAGCGGUGGGCUAUAUACCUAGCGGCAGACAUGAAGAAAGCAAGUGGUUUGAUGAUCUGCCGAUUAAAUCCAGUUGGGAAAUCCUUGUUCCAUUCGUAUAUCGUUUCUGGAAUAUCAUGGAACUUUGAAUACAAGAGAACGAUCGACAGAGGGAUAUUAAAACUACACGAAACCGGAAUUAUGAAAAUGUUACAGCAUCGCUGGUUAGAGUCGAAAAAUGUGGAAGACGAGAAUAAGUUUGAUGAGAGCGAAAGUGAAGAGGACGAUAUAUAUUUUGUCAUCAGCACAUUUACAGCUGUAAUACUGUUAGCUCUCGCGGUUCUUGCUGUUGAAUAUUUAAUAUUCUACUAUAAUAAACGAAAUUGAUUGAGCUUGUAUCAGUUGAUGUACUUUUGAAAGCAAAUAUGGGUGCAGGGAAAAUUCCUAUC
Molecule: messenger RNA, 1506 nt
Organism: Megachile rotundata (alfalfa leafcutting bee)
Lineage: Eukaryota; Metazoa; Arthropoda; Insecta; Hymenoptera; Megachilidae
Source: RefSeq, a predicted model, not a curated record